CAACUUGACGCCUGAAGCGCACGCAAGCAGCGAGCGGAAGUCCACGUCGCAGCACAAGACAAGAUCUCGAUAUCGAAUUCGAGCUCGAACUCGAAUUCGAACAGUUGCCAGCUUUGGCGUACGCCGCAACAGCAGCAACAACAAUAACAACGGCAUAUCAAGUGGAAGUGUAAAGUGUAUAGAAAACGAAUGAGAAAUAAAUAAAAAAAAUCUAUAUGCAAACCCCAACAACAACAACAACAAGGGAAUUAAUAAGCAAAAGUUCGUGAUAACAACAUUAACAACAAAACAAAAUGCCCUGACAAAUCGACAACAAUAACAACAACAACGUUUAAAGUACGAAAAUAUAUUUUUAAAAAAGAAGAGUUAUCUGGGCAUCGGCUAAUUAAUGGCCAAUUUGUGUGCGUUACUUGUGCCAAAAAGUUGUGGUUAAGCAACAACGACAACAACAAUAACAAAAACAAAAAAAAAACAACUACCAGCAGAAGGAACUAAACUGCGCACCAGCAUCGUCUGCAACAGCAGGCGGCAACACGUUGAAAAACGCGCACAGAAUGUACAAAAUGUUUAGAAAACAUUUUCGCCGAAAAUCAACAAAAGGCAAUACAGCGACAACAACAGCAACAACAGCAACAACAGCAACAGAAACAACAACUGGCAGCCUGAGAAUGUCUGCAACGAGGCAACGGCAACGGCAGCGGCAGCGGCCACGGCAGACAACAGCGCUGCGAUCGCUGAUCGACGAUUGUCGAUCAUUAAAGUCUGCCUGCAACUUAAUUGCUUUAAUUUUAAUAUUGUUAGUCCAUAAGAUAUCCGCAGCUGGUAACUUCGAGCUGGAAAUAUUAGAAAUCUCAAAUACGAAUAGCCAUCUACUAAGCGGCUACUGCUGCGGUGUACCCACAGAAUUACGCGCCACCAAGACGACGGGCUGUUCACCCUGCACAACAGCAUUUAGACUGUGCUUAAAGGAGUAUCAGACAACGGAACAAGGCGUCAGCAUAUCGACGGGCUGCUCAUUUGGCAACUCCACCACGAAGAUACUUGGCGGCUCGAGCUUUGUGCUCAGUGAUCCGGGCGUGGGUGCCAUUGUCUUGCCCUUCACAUUUCGCUGGACGAAGUCGUUUACGCUGAUACUCCAGGCGUUGGACAUGUACAACACAUCCUAUCCAGAUGCGGAAAGGUUAAUUGAAGAAACAUCAUACUCGGGCGUGAUACUGCCGUCGCCGGAGUGGAAGACACUGGACCACAUUGGCCGCAACGCGCGCAUCACCUACCGCGUCCGGGUGCAAUGCGCCGUUACCUACUACAACACGACCUGCACGACCUUCUGUCGUCCGCGCGACGAUCAGUUCGGUCACUAUGCCUGCGGUUCGGAGGGUCAGAAGCUCUGUCUCAAUGGCUGGCAGGGCGUCAACUGUGAGGAGGCCAUUUGCAAGCCCGGCUGUGAUCCCAUACAUGGCAAAUGUGAUCGACCCGGUGAAUGCGAAUGUAGACCCGGCUGGCGUGGCCCUUUGUGCAACGAGUGCAUGGUCUAUCCGGGCUGUAAGCAUGGUUCCUGCAAUGGCAGCGCCUGGAAAUGCGUAUGCGAUACGAAUUGGGGUGGCAUAUUAUGCGAUCAAGAUUUAAAUUACUGUGGCACCCAUGAACCCUGCAAGCAUGGCGGCACCUGCGAGAACACCGCACCGGAUCAAUAUCGGUGCACAUGCGCCGAGGGACUGUCGGGUGAGCAGUGCGAGAUUGUGGAGCAUCCAUGCGCCACACAGCCCUGUCGCAAUGGCGGGACUUGCACGCUCAAGCUAACGAAUGCAACCAGGCCGCCAACAUAUCGCGUCAUGCGUGGCAUGAGCUCCUCCAUGGGCAAACCGAUAAGCCGUCGCAAUUCAAUACGCAGCCUGGCGGGCCUGUUUCAGGAGUCGCAGAAUGCCAGCGGCAACGGCUCCCAGCAGCAGCAACAGCAGCAACUGCCGCCUCUGGCCGCGGAGUUCACUUGUGGCUGUGUGGCCGGCUGGACGGGACCAACAUGUGAAAUAAAUAUCGACGAGUGCGCUGGAGGUCCCUGCGAGCAUGGUGGCACUUGUGUCGAUCUAAUCGGCGGCUUUCGCUGCGAAUGUCCGCCCGAGUGGCGCGGUGAUGUCUGCCAGGUGGAUGUGAACGAAUGCGAGGCAUCCUAUGCGGCCGCUUUGCCCGCCAAUACGCUGCUGACCACCACGGCCAGUGCCAUUAUUGCCAGCAAUCUGAGUAGCUCGGCCGCAUUGCUGGCGGCUUUGACCAGCGCCGUGGCCGCCUCGAGCUCGGCUGCCACGCAUGGGCCCUGCAUCAAUGCGCGCGAAUGCCUUAAUCUGCCCGGAUCGUUCUCGUGCCUCUGUCUGGAGGGCUGGGGUGGCGCCACCUGUGCGGAGAAUCUGGAUGAUUGUGUGGGCCAGUGCAAGAAUGGCGCCAGUUGCAUUGAUUUGGUCAACGACUACCGUUGCGCCUGCUCCGCUGGAUACACGGGACGCGACUGUGAAACGGAUAUCGAUGAGUGCGCCAACUCGCCCUGCCGCAACGGGGGCGAGUGCGUGGACAUGGUGGGUAAAUUUAACUGCAUAUGCCCGCUGGGCUAUUCGGGCACCCUGUGCGAGGAGGCCAAGGAUCAUUGCACGCCCUCACCGUGCCUGCAAGGACGCUGCCUCAACACGCCCGGCAGCUACUAUUGCCACUGUCCACCGGAUCGCGCGGGCAAGCACUGCGAGCAGCUGCGUCCGCUCUGCUCACAACCACCUUGCAAUGAGGGCUGCUUUGCUAAUGUCAGCGCGACAGCCAAGCCGACGACGUCGACGACAACGGCAGGCGGCCAGCCCUGCAGCGGACAUGGCAGCUGCGAGAUGAGCGACGUGGGCACCUUCUGCAAAUGUCAUGUGGGCCACACCGGCACCUUCUGCGAGCACAAUCUCAACGAAUGCUCGCCGAAUCCUUGUCGAAACGGUGGAAUUUGCCUUGACGGUGACGGCGACUUUACAUGCGAGUGCAUGUCGGGCUGGACAGGAAAACGCUGCUCGGAACGCGCCACUGUUUGCUAUGCGGGCCAGUGCCAAAAUGGCGGCACCUGCAUGCCAGGCGCUCCGGACAAGGCUCUGCAGCCGCACUGCCGCUGUGCGCCCGGCUGGACGGGCCUAUUCUGCGCGGAGGCCAUCGACCAGUGCCGCGGCCAGCCCUGUCAUAAUGGCGGCACCUGCGAGUCGGGCGCUGGCUGGUUUCGCUGCUUGUGCGCCCAAGGCUUCUCGGGGCCCGAUUGCCGUAUUAAUGUGAACGAGUGCUCACCACAGCCCUGCCAGGGUGGCGCCACCUGCAUCGAUGGCAUUGGCGGCUACACAUGCAUCUGUCCACCAGGUCGGCAUGGACUACGUUGCGAAAUAUUGCUCUCCGAUCCCAAGUCAGCUUGCUUGAAUGCCACCAAUACCAUAUCACCAUAUGCGGCGCUCAAUCAGAGCCAGAAUUGGCUGGACAUUGCCUUGACCGGACGCAGUGAUGAGGACGAGCAUUGUAAUGCUUGCGUCUGUGAGAAUGCCACCUCGCGUUGCACGAAUCUCUGGUGCGGAUUGGCCAAUUGCUUCAAACUGGAUCCACUGUCCAAAUCCUCGAAUCUUUCGGGCGUCUGUAAGCAGCAUGAGGUAUGUGUGCCGGCCCUGGGUGAAACCUGUCUGUCGCCGCCUUGUAGCGUGCGUGGUGACUGUCGCGCCUUGGAACCUUCGCGGCGCGUGGCACCGCCACGUUUGCCUGCCAAAGCUAGUUGCUGGCCCAACCAGGCGCUGGUUAACGAGAAUUGCGCGCGGCUCACCAUACUACUGGACUUGGAGCGCGUGGGUAAGGGCGCCACCGUGGAGGGCCUGUGUUCCUUAGUGCGAGUGCUCCUGGCGGCGCGUCUGAUCAAGCAGCCGCUGACCCCUCAGACCAGCCCAGCGCAGGAGGAGGGCAUGCUUAUGGUUCUGUGCGAUCUGAAGACAGGCACCAAUGACACCAUCGAGCUGACUGUGUCCUCCAGCAAGCUGAACGAUCAGCAGCUGCCCGUGGCGGUGUCCUUGCUGGGUGAGCUGCUCAGCUCGCGUCAACUGAAUGGUAUACAGCGGCGCAAUGAGCUGCAGCUGCAGCACGCGAAGCUGGCGGCACUCACCUCCAUACUGGAAGUCAAGCUGGAGACGGCGCGCGUGGCUGAUGGCAACAGCCACAGUCUGCUUAUUGGCGUGCUGUGCGGCAUCUUUAUUGUCCUGGUGGGCUUCUCCGUAUUCAUUAGCCUUUACUGGAAACAGCGUCUGGCGUAUCGCAGCAGCUCGGGCAUGAAUCUGACGCCGCCACUUGACGCGCUGCGCCACGAGGAGGAGAAAUCCAAUAAUUUGCAGAACGAAGAGAAUCUGCGGCGUUAUACGAAUCCCCUUAAAGGCAGCACCAGUUCGCUGCGCGCUGGCACCGGCAUGGAGCUCAGCCUAAAUCCGGCGCCCGAGCUAGCGGCAUCAGCGGCCAGCAGCUCAGCGCUGCAUCGCUCGCAGCCGCUGUUUCCACCCUGCGACUUUGAGCGGGAGCUGGACGCGAGCACCGGACUGAAGCAGGCGCACAAGCGCAGCUCACAAAUACUGCUGCACAAGACACAGAAUUCAGACAUGAAAAAGAAUACGGUCGGCUCGCUGGAGAGUCCACGCAAGGACUUUGGCAAACGUUCGAUAAACUGCAAAUCGCUGCCGCCACAGGCCAGCGAUGAAAGCGGCGAUGUGCUAGCCACUGUUGUGGUCUAGGGCUAGCGAUCUCAGCAAACAAAGCCCACAGGCCCAAGGCCCUAGGCUCAUUUCCGCUUAAAGUUCCUGGCAUUCAGCCUGGCAUUUCCGCUUGAUGUGCAGCCAGCCAUUGCCACAGCACGGGCGCGAUUUCCAAGUGCAUUAGUAGUGUAAAUUAGCCUAAGGUUAGUUAGUUAGUUAGCUACUUGCAUAGUUAGUUAGUGUGUAAGUUAGUUAGUUAGUUUGGCUGCGUAGUUAGCAUUUUGUGUUGCAUUCUCUGUUAGUGUAAUUUCAAAUUCUUCUCUUCAACGCUAAGCAACAUCCUACACAGUGUGAUAUUUAGUAUAACCCAGACGCGCAUAUACUCGUAUAUAGUUUAUCCAGUUUUUGGCCAAGCACAAGCCUGUACAUAGCAUAGCUCUAGGGUCCGGUGGCAUAGAGCCACAUAGUUAGGCAUAGUUAGCAACUACAUAAAUGGACAUAGCUCUUAAGUUGUAAAUAAUUGUAAAAUUGUAGUUACCGUUAUUGUAUUUUGUCUAAACUUAAGCCGCAACAAGUUAGACCUAACAACAGCAACAACAACAGCAGCAGCAUCAACAACAAAUGGUUUAUAUAACGUUCGCAAUAAAUAAUGUGUAUAUUCUUAAGUUAUUCACAUACUGUAUGUAUUAUAUAUAGUAUAUAUUUAUUUAUUAUUUUACUAUAGCGCCAAUGCACUCUGUAAGCAGUUACUUUUGAUCUAGCAGCAAUAAAGCAAUAUCAACAAUAAUGAUAAAACAUAA
Messenger RNA from Drosophila virilis, 5527 nucleotides. It is a transcript of the gene Ser, whose product is annotated as protein serrate. Gene Ontology annotation, biological process: multicellular organism development; Notch signaling pathway; cell communication. Gene Ontology annotation, cellular component: membrane. The record is from RefSeq and is a predicted model, not a curated record. NCBI's taxonomy places the organism in Eukaryota, Metazoa, Arthropoda, Insecta, Diptera, Drosophilidae. Gene Ontology annotation, molecular function: calcium ion binding; Notch binding.